Aspergillus steynii IBT 23096 is the source of this 1190-nucleotide messenger RNA. RefSeq names its product kinase-like protein. The record is from RefSeq and is a predicted model, not a curated record. Gene Ontology annotation, molecular function: ATP binding; protein kinase activity. The transcript is spliced from 6 exons. Gene Ontology annotation, biological process: protein phosphorylation. Lineage: Eukaryota; Fungi; Ascomycota; Eurotiomycetes; Eurotiales; Aspergillaceae. Bases 1 to 1179 code for a protein of 392 amino acids.
AUGCUAUCAUCCCUACUGCGGUCUUUACCACAACUCGGACGGAGAUGGAAGCCACUGGACUUCUCCAACCCCAACUUCGUUCGAAUACCGGAAUACCACAAGAUCGACGAGGAAACCCUCCCCGACUACGUCGUAGGGAAAUUGGGCUUCGGAUCUACUUCAACUGCGUGGCUUGCCCGGGAUAUGGACCAUCGUCGCUACGUCACGCUCAAAGUCUUCCUCCAGUCUUCCAGCAUGGGCCAGCAAAUGGACCACGAGUUGAACAUGUACCGACGCAUGGAGCAGUUCCCCACGAGGCAUCCCGGCCGUGACGCUAUUCGAAAAUUACUCGAUACGUUUUAUAUCAACGGACCUGAUGAUUCGCACCGGUGUCUCGUCCAUCGCCCACUAUGGGAGAGUGUGCUGGCCUUCCUGCGCCGCAACCCCGUCGAGCGGCUGCCUUCAGCGGUGAUAGUUUAUGUUCUGCAGCGGUUAUUCCUAACGCUCGAUUACCUGCACACGGAUUGUCAAAUCACGCAUACUGACAUCAAAGCCGACAACAUCAUGCUCGGAAUCAACGACGACUCAGUCUUCCACGACUUCGAAACCAAAGAGCUCGAACACCCCGUCCCGAGAAAAGAAGUAGAAAAUGGAAGAACAAUCUACAUGUCCCGGGAUAUCCGAAUGCCUAAGAACAUCGGUGCCCCGGUACUAUGCGACUUUGGGUCGGCAGUUGUCGGCACCUCGCAUUCGGAAUUCGUCCAGCCAAAUAUCUACCGCGCUCCGGAGGUGAUUCUUGGAGCGCCGUGGACACAUAGUAUUGAUAUAUGGAAUGUGGGAUGUAUGGUUUGGGAUAUUUACGAAGGCGGGUCCCUGUUCAGUGGUCGGGAUCCUGAGUUUCAGAGAUAUCGCAGUCGAGCGCAUCUGGCGGAGAUGAUUAAUCUGCUGGGACCUCCGCCGGCGGGGGUUCUUGCGCAAGGGGGGCGGAGAGAUGAGUUCUUUGAGGAGGGUGUAUUUCGAGCGAAAGAUCUAUUAACAGAUCGAGUUCCGCUGGAGGAACGAGAAACCACAUUGCAGGGCGAGGAGGAAAGAGAGGCGUUUCUGCGGCUGAUGCGAAAGAUGCUGCAGUGGGAGCCUGGCAAGCGAGGCUCUGCUAAGGAGCUGGCAGAGGACGAGUGGAUAUUACGCGAUCGUUCAUAAUCCGACCGUAU